Molecule: messenger RNA, 1011 nt
Organism: Exophiala oligosperma
Lineage: Eukaryota; Fungi; Ascomycota; Eurotiomycetes; Chaetothyriales; Herpotrichiellaceae
Exons: 2
Coding region: 1-1011 (336 amino acids)
Biological process (GO): fatty acid beta-oxidation; phenylacetate catabolic process
Cellular component (GO): peroxisome
Molecular function (GO): acetyl-CoA C-acyltransferase activity
Source: RefSeq, a predicted model, not a curated record
AUGCAGGUCGGAGAUGGCAAAUCCGCGUACAAGAUCCGUGCAGCGUCGCUUGCUGCGGGUUUCCCUGCUACCACUACGGCGAGUUCCCUGGAUCGCUUUUGCGCGAGUGGCUUAAAAGCAGUUCAGGAUGUCGCCAACCAGAUCAUGGCCGGUGAUAUCGAGAUCGGCCUCGUAGUGGGCGGGGAAAGCAUGACCAACAGUCCUCCUCCCCCGGACCCUUUGCCUGAAGAGAUCAUGGCAAACAAAGACGCAGCAGAUUGCGCUCAGCCCAUGAUUCAAACUUCAGAGAACGUCAGCACAGAAUUCAACAUCUCCAGACAUCACCAAGACCAGUACGCUGCGGAGUCGUUCCGAAGAGCAGAGGUCGCCCAGAAGGCCGGUUGGUUCGACGACGAGAUUGUUCCGAUUGACGCGACAGUCUUAGACUCGGCAGGCCACCGCACUACUAUUGUAAUAACACGAGACGAAGGGCCUAGGUACAACACCACAGUCGAGAGCUUGUCGAAGCUCAAGCCCGCAAUGCCCCAAUUCGGCACGCAUACCACGGCUGGAAAUGCCAGCCAAACUACAGAUGGCGUCGAAGCCGCCGCAAUUCUCCUGAUGAAACGUUCAAAAGCCCUUGAGCUUGGUCAACCAGUCUUGGGUAAAUAUUGUGGUGCCGCCGUUGCCGGCGUAUCGCCACGUAUCAUGGGCACCGGUCCUGUGGUUGCCAUCCCAAAGUUACUGCAAAGAUUCCGGCUAUUGCAAGAGGAUGUCGAUAUAAUCGAGAUCAAUGAAGCUUUCGCAUCGAUGGCCGUAUACUGCCAGAGAGCACUUGGCCUGGAUCAUGAAAAACUGAACCCUCGUGGAGGUGCGAUCGCCAUCGGUCACCCACUCGGCGCUACGGGGGCAAGACAGAUAUGCACUAUUCUGAGCGAGGCUCGGAGAGUCAGGAAGCAGAUUCUCGUGACCUCGAUGUGUGUUGGGUCCGGGCAAGGUAUGGCUGGCUUGUUUGUAAACGAAAAGCUAUAG